AUGCCUAUUAACUACAUUGCAAAUCUUAUCGUGAAGGGACCGGAAAAUACAGCAGGAUGGAAGUAUAUUCGGAAAUUGGGGCCACCUGCUUUAUUGAUCACUCUUCUUAAGCUAUAUUUCAAUGGAUCAAACAAUACAUGGCAGCGUGAUCUUCACGGGAAGGUGUACAUGAUUACAGGAGGGACAUCUGGAAUUGGAUCGGAAUUGGUGAAAGAACUGGCACAGAGAGGUGCACAGCUAGUUCUUCUCACAUCCCAAUUAGAAAAGGAUAAUAGUGGUGCAGUUUGGAUUACAGAUUAUGUGGAUGAUCUACGUGAUGCAACUGGCAAUCCUUUAAUAUACGUGGAGCAAUGUGAUCUAUCAUCGCUUUACUCAGUUCGGAAGUUCGCAACAAAAUGGUUGGACAAUAGGGUGCCAAGAAGACUUGAUGGAAUUAUAUGCCUUGCUUCGGAAAGGGUGCCACCCGGAAAGCAAAGAGAAGUCAGUACAGAAGGUGUUGAAAAGCAACUCGCAGUCAACUAUUUGGGCCAUUACCAUCUUCUCACAUUGCUUAUUCCUGCUAUAAAAUCCCAGCCGAUUGAUAGGGAUGUUAGAAUUGUGCUAUCGACAUGUUCAACCCAGGCAGUGGGAACUGUUGACCUGGAUGAUUUACUAUGGGAAAAUAAACUAUACCCAAGUCGAAGCCCAUGGAGAGUUUACGGAAGCUCCAAAUUGAUGCUUCACAUGUUUGCGAAGGAAUUUCAAAGAAGGCUUGAUGAAGAAUACAAAAAGAAGAAGCAUUCACCAGAUGUUGUUAGUAGAAUCAAAGUGAAUGUCGUAAAUCCCGGCAUUGUGAGGAGUCCAUCCACGCGGAGAUUUCUUUCGUUUGGUCGCGUUUUUGGUCUCUUGCUAUAUCUAAUAUUAUAUCCAGUCUUUUGGAUAUUUUUCAAGUCUUGCGAAUCGGGCAUGCAAUCUAUUAUCUUUGCUUUAUCAUGUCCAGACCUCUUGAAUAUUGAAGGGGGCAAGUACAUAAGAGAGUGUAAAAUUGUGGACACUAAACUCAGAAAGGAACUAGAGGACGAGAAAUUACAGAAGGAGCUUUAUGAUGAGACUGCCAAAAAAAUCGCUGAACUUGAAAAGAUAUCGGCCCUCGAAAGAAAUAUUGGUAAUAAGAAAGUUAAAAAGGGAAAGAACGCAAAGAAAGUUAAGAAAGGAAAGAAAGAGGAGGCAGAAGGUAUCGAGAACUUGUUGAAAGAGAAAAUUAAUGGACUUUCAAACGCAGACAGAAAUAGGCUUUUCACAUCUGUCUUCGAUGACUCAAAAGAUGUGUAUCCAGACAUGAAACAUAAGGAUUUAACAGAGGAGCAGGAGAGUGCAAGGAAUAUUCUUUUAAAGAAACUUGACGAAAAAUACGAGGCUUCACGAAAGAAGGUCACAACCAAGGAUAACAGUAAUGGAAAGAAAAGCGUAUAA
Molecule: messenger RNA, 1452 nt
Organism: Brettanomyces bruxellensis
Lineage: Eukaryota; Fungi; Ascomycota; Pichiomycetes; Pichiales; Pichiaceae
Exons: 1
Coding region: 1-1452 (483 amino acids)
Source: RefSeq, a predicted model, not a curated record